UGAAUCAUCUGCCCUCCAAUUCCACCACCGGGCCCCAUAAAUACUCCACCAGCGAGCAAACACUGUAUAACCGCUCCGCAGUCUCGAGACUCUUCUUCCCCGUCCCUUGCCCGAAAUGGAAACUUCGAUCAACCCUAGACGCCACGCCGCCCUUCUCCUCUUCCUCCUCCUCGUCUCCUCCGCCGCCGCCGCCGUCUCCGCCGGUAUGCACGUCGUCGGCGACAAGAAACACUGGGCCCCCGACGUCAACUACACCGAGUGGGCCGCCGGCGAGCACUUCUACCUCCACGACUGGCUCGUGUUCUACUACCCGGAGGGGUAUUACAACGUGAUCCAGGUGAACGAGACGAACUACGAGCGGUGCUCGGAGGAGAAUCCGAUCAAUAAGUACGCCAAGGGGCGGAGCUACGCGAUGCAGUUGAACGAGACCGGACGCUACUACUUCAUCUCCGGCGGCGGGUACUGCUGGAACGGCAUGGAGCUCUCCAUCAACGUCGAGCCCCUCCCCGCCCCGGCCCCUGCCCCGGUGCCGCCGUCGAAGUCCAGCGCCGCUCGCCGGAGCGGUAUCUGGAGCGCCGCCGCCGUCGUGGGUUUCGCCGCGUUCGUCCUUGGUGUGUAGCUGGGCAGUGCGCUUUUUUCAUCAUUUUUCCAUAAAUGCCCUUCUACUUUGUCUUAUUUACAUAACGUUUUGUUUGUUUUGGAACAAUGGGGAUUUGCCGGAUUCAUUAGCUAUAUUCGCUAGAAUUACUCCUAAUUUCGAAUGUUAAAAAUUUUAAAUGGAAAAAAAAUUUGGUGGUUUGCGUGUAA
This is a messenger RNA of Phoenix dactylifera (date palm), 807 nucleotides long. RefSeq names its product early nodulin-like protein 17 (gene ENODL17). The record is from RefSeq and is a predicted model, not a curated record. Gene Ontology annotation, cellular component: plasma membrane. Lineage: Eukaryota; Viridiplantae; Streptophyta; Magnoliopsida; Arecales; Arecaceae. Gene Ontology annotation, molecular function: electron transfer activity.